Molecule: messenger RNA, 2260 nt
Organism: Cucurbitaria berberidis CBS 394.84
Lineage: Eukaryota; Fungi; Ascomycota; Dothideomycetes; Pleosporales; Cucurbitariaceae
Product: Phosphoacetylglucosamine mutase
Exons: 6
Coding region: 181-1800 (539 amino acids)
Biological process (GO): carbohydrate metabolic process; UDP-N-acetylglucosamine biosynthetic process
Molecular function (GO): magnesium ion binding; phosphoacetylglucosamine mutase activity
Source: RefSeq, a predicted model, not a curated record
CAGACGUCGGACAUCUUUAUGCAUAUCUCGCUUUGAGCUGACUUUUAGUCUCCCUCUCCUUCUCCUCUUCUUCUUCUCUCUUCUUCUUAAUAUCCUUUCCAUUACGAGCACGCUUCCUCGUGCCCAUAUUGUUGCAAGCCGAGAUUGACCGUACAUCUUGAGAGAGCGAGCACCUUCACCAUGGCUGAUCCCAUCGUCGAAGCGGCACAGAAGCAUCCCGCGCCUGAGGGACUUGUCUAUACCUACGGAACUGCUGGAUUCCGCACCAAAGCCGAUGUUCUUGACUCUGUUCUGACCCGCGUUGGUCUAAUCGCCGCCCUGCGGUCAAGAGCACUGAAAGGGAAAUGGAUUGGCGUCAUGAUUACAGCCUCGCACAACCCCCCUGAGGACAACGGCGUGAAGCUGGUGGAGCCAAUGGGCAACAUGCUCCAAGAAGAGUGGGAGGUCCUAAGCACGGAAAUCGCGAAUCAGUCAACUCCAGAGGACGUCUCCAAGUACUAUCACGAACUUGCGUCCAAGUACAAGAUCGACCUCAAGACACCUGCCCGCGUCGUAGUCGCUCGCGAUACCCGAGCUUCAGGGUCAAGACUGCUUGGAUGCCUGCUUGACGGUCUGACAGCUGCAGGCGCUGAGUCAAAGGACUAUGGCUUCCUGACAACUCCACAGCUGCACUACAUGGUUCGAUGCAUGAACACAGAAGGGACCAAAGAGGCAUACGGCGUGCCUACUGAGAAGGGAUACUACGAGAAGUUUGGUGCAGCCUUCAAAACCGCUUUGAGGGGAAAGAAGCCUUCUGGACACCUGACGGUCGAUUGCGCCAACGGUGUUGGUGGACCCAAGCUGGUAGAGCUAAUCAAGUACCUUCCUUCAAAAGAGGAGGGUCUUGAAAUUGUUGUGGUCAAUGACAAUGUUAUCAAGCCGGAGAGUUUGAACGUCGAUUGUGGCGCCGACUUCGUCAAGACAAACCAGCGCGCUCCUCCAUCAUCGAAGACUGGGCCGGGCGACCGAUGCUGUUCGCUCGACGGCGACGCAGAUCGCGUCGUCUACUACUUCAAGGACUCACAAAACAUCUUCCGUCUACUUGACGGCGACCGAAUUGCCACCCUGGUGGCAUCGUUCCUCGGUGACCUAGUACGCUCCAGUGGACUGGCCGAGGACCUCAAGAUUGGAGUCGUGCAGACCGCAUACGCGAACGGCGCGGCAACAAAGUAUGUCGAGGACACUCUACACCUAAAGGUCGACUGCACAGCUACUGGAGUCAAGUACCUCCACCACGCUGCCGAGAAGCUCGACAUCGGUGUCUACUUUGAGGCCAAUGGCCACGGCACCGUCAUCUUCUCCCACGAUACACUUGAAACCAUCGAGAAGCACGAACCCCGCAGUCCGGGGGAGAAAGAAGCUCUCGACGUGCUACGCGCGUGCAUCAAUCUCAUCAACCAGUCGGUUGGUGACGCACUGUCUGAUUUCCUCCUCGUGGAAGUUGUGCUUGCGCACAAGCGCUGGGGACCGCAGGAGUGGUUGUCAACGUACACCGACCUGCCCAAUCGCCUGCUGAAGGUCAUCGUCAACGACAGGAGGAUCUUCAAAACCACCGAUGCGGAACGCAAACUCACCAGCCCCGACGGCGUCCAAGCGCAAAUCGACAGAGAAGUGCAAAAGGUCCGCCAGGGCCGCUCCUUCGCUCGUGCCUCUGGUACCGAGGACGCCGUCCGCGUAUACGCCGAGGCAGCCACAAAGGCAGAGGCCGAGGACCUUGCUAGGAAGGUAUCCGAGAUUGUCAAAGCUGCGGGUGGUGCUUAGGAGGCCAAAGACCCGAUUCCCCUGCGUGCCCCGCCGCUGCUGUACAGGGAGAAGGAUUUCAUACAAAUCACUACUGACGAGCUGAGCUUGACUGACGAUGAGGUGGAAUGUGCAGCUGAGCUGGAACUGACGAGAGCGAGCUUUGACUUGUAGGACUUGCACAGCAACUAAAAGUUUGAGGGUUGGGGGUAUGCGGAUCCUUCUCAUUUCUUGUUGCAGAGAUGGGCUAGGAUACGGAUAUGAAAAACGAGAGAUGAAAGUUGCAUGGUAGAUAAAAGUCUGUGUUUUAUCUUUGCGAUGAAUGCACCAUCAUUGAGGGCGUGAAGCCUACUGGCUACCUUGAAGCCUGAGCUCAGCCUCGGGAUCGAGCACUGCCAUGUCCCACUCUACUGCCAGGCCUUGACUUUAUAGGGGCUCUAGGGAAGUUUAUCGUCAAUGUCCAGCAUCAGCAUCUCCCUCA